GUACUCAAUUUUCUGCUUGGUUGCUCCUCUAGAGAAGAUAUGUAGAGCUAUGUGGAGUAGAGCUGUAGAGUAGAGAAAGAGGAUUGGUUUUCUGAGUUCGUAGUUCUUCCCUUCUGCAACCGGUUCGAUGAGGCGUUUCUAGAGAUACAAAUGGGUCACCAUUAGGGUACCCUUUAAUCCUCUCUAGUUUGAACAGCUGAAUUGAUUUUCUAAAAAAAUUGAUGUGAUUUUGGAAUUUUAGUUUGUUUCAUUGAUUGAACCAAGUAGGGUAGUAGGAGUAGGAUACCCUAAUGGUGACCCAUUUGCAUUUUCUAAUGGCCGUUACUUCUCCUCCCGAUUAAUUGUACACACUAUCAGUUCUAAACUCGAUUUUCUUAAUUCACUGCACUAGGGCGUUUCCUCCCGGGUUUUCUGAAAACAACUAAUUUGGUGGUUCAUUGCUACAGUACAUCUGAGGUUCUCGUACGACCCAACAGACUGAUCCGCAAACAGUAAUACUUAUAUUGAAGGACUGCACGAGCGUUAAUGAGUUGCCAAUAAAUGAGCGUUAAUCUUUUUGCUAGCAACAUUUUAUGUUUUUUUUCCUGGUAAAAUAGUGGACCUAGCAACAGUAACAACAAGAAUGCCAUGAUGCCUUCUAGCAGCACACUUGUACUGAGCUAACCAUUCACUGAAGCCGUCUAGAAAAGCGAAACAAUAUGUUACACACGGUGACACUAGUUUUGAUGAACUUUUAAGGUGGGGGUGGAAAGGCGUCAGCUCUGAACCAUUGCAAAAUCAUGUCCCGGGCAUUGGUUUUUGGAGGACUGACCACUACUCAAUUGUUCUAUGAAAUUAACAAUAUGAUACAUUUAACUGGGUACUCCCUCCGUUCCAUAAUUCUUGUCUCAAAUUUACCCAAAAAUGGAUGUAUCUAUUCCUAAAAAACAUCUAGACACAUGUAAUAUUUCGAUGAGAACUAUGGAACGGAGGGAGUAGUAAGCAAUUGUGCGCCAACCAAUGUCUAGUAUACUAAUUAAGUAAACAACCCUGCAACCCUGGUGGCGUCCUAUGGCAUGUGCAAAUCUGAACACAUACAAGCAUCUCCUUGCCAGUGCCCCACCUUCCGUAGUUCAUAUUUUAGUUAGGCUAGUGUGGUUCAGAUUUGCCUUUAUAUGUGAGUGAGACAACUUUUCCUUUCACCUUUCUUUUGUUUAAUUAGUGGGAUUCUCUGAGCAAGCGGCUUUUUUAUAGUGGCAAUUGCCUUGCAUACUUCAUUGUGCCAGGUUUCGGUACCUUGUGCAACGUUAAGGUAGCUGUAUGUUCUUUUAUCCUGGAUGAAUAAAUUUGACGUGUUGAUUUCACUUAAUAGUGAUUAGCUAAAAACUGACAGUAAGGUUGCUGCAUGCAAUCGUUCAAGAGUUGGCUCCUUGGACUGCGAGCUUAAGCGUGCUGUCCUUUACUGUAAUAUAGCCUGUCUUAGUUAAGCUGAGCCAACUUUGGUAGUGUUCCAUUCGAGAAAAUUCUUACAUGAUGUGGUUUGCCAGACUAGUGUUAAUGUGCUAGAUUAAACUUGGUUUGUGGUAAGCAUGCUUUAGUGUUUCACUCAAGAAAGUUGUAUGUGAUAUGAUGUGCUCGUCUUGGAGACCAGUAUUGAUGAGCUUUAGCUUCCUUCUUGUACCCCCUUUCUCUGCUUUAUUGAUGACUUCUGUCUUUACAUCAUUACAUGUCGACCCUACAAUUAUUCCAGUUGUUUUUUACUUUAGGUUGUUUCAUUGUGUUACUUUUUAAUCUCAUGUUUGUGUUGCUUUUGAAUGGGCACCGUCCUUUCGAAGUAUAAUGCAUGUCCUGUAUGUUGGUUAGCUGCUAUUGAUUUGUUAAUCCCGUGAUUUGACAAUGCUUCGUGGUAAUAGGGAAUCAAACUCUUUAGUGAAUAAGAAGGCUCAUUAAAGUGCCUUGUUGAUAAGAUCCCUUAGAGGGAAAACAGGCAGGCUUCUCUCGUACAUAUUUUCUAAUGAUUCACACUGUCUGAUUUCCUUCACAUUAUUUGACCCUUUUUUUUGUUUGAGAAAAGCAGACUGCACUAGCUUGGAACAAGAGUUUAUAAAAUUAUCAGGCUUCGAUAGGAAUUUCCUUUAUCUUUUGAUAGUGCUUUGGCUUUUCAUGGCAUGACCACAUUAACCCCUUGUGAGGGCAAGGGUUGUGCUUCCUCAGUCCUUGAUAUGUCUUCCACAGCCCACAGGCACGAAGUGUCUAUACACAAGCACAUGGAACCAUGUUCCCUUCUAGGCUCAGCAGUUAGCUGGCGCAAACACAUACACACAUCUGAUGAGUUAUGACAUGUUAAAGGCACUUCGAGUUACCAGUGGCAAAGGUCGAGAACUGGAUUAUUGGGUUCAAUCCUUUGGACAACUGUGCAAUUUUUCACUAAUAAGCCAAGCAAAUACUCCCUCCGUCCUGAAAUAAGUGACGUGGAUUUGCAUAAGAAUCUAUACAAAUCCACGUCACUUAUUUUGGUACGAAGGGAGUAUUAGAUUAGUGAAGGAAUUAGCUAUGUCAUUGGGUUCAUUUGAACCCAUCGGUUCUAUACCAGCUCUGCCACUGAUUGAAUAUUGUUGUGACAUAAACAGGUGACGCUAUUUCUCAUUUAGUCACAUUGAUUGAGAGGUUAUGGGUUAUCUAAAUCUUAGAGGUUCUUUGCUACUACUGCUCCAUCUACAUCUGCUGCUAUCACUAUACAUCCCACUGGUUACGGCAGACAUAGCCUCUGAGAAGGAAGCUCUUCUUGUUUUUGCGUCUGCAGUCUACCAUGGAAACAAGCUCAAUUGGGGUCAAAAUAUCUCAGUGUGCUCGUGGCAUGGUGUAAAAUGUGCAGCGGAUCGAUCACGUAUAUCUGCCAUUAGGGUACCAGCUGCUGGGCUGAUUGGUGUAAUUCCUCCAAAUACUCUUGGCAAGAUUGCCUCCCUCCAAGUACUAAGCCUGAGGUCUAAUCGUUUGAGUGGGAGCCUUCCGUCUGAUAUCACUUCACUUCCUUCUUUACGUUCCAUAUUUCUUCAGCACAAUGAACUGUCAGGAUAUUUGCCUUCUUUUUCCUCUCCAGGCCUUGUUACCCUUGACCUGUCCUACAACGCCUUUACAGGACAAAUGCCUACAAGCUUGGAAAAUCUUACUCAAUUGUCUAUCCUGAAUUUGGCAGAAAAUUCUUUUUCCGGACCUAUACCUGAUCUCAAGCUUCCAAGCUUACGACAAUUAAAUCUGAGCAACAAUGACCUUAGUGGCUCAAUUCCUCCCUUCCUCCAAAUAUUUUCAAAUAGUUCAUUCUUGGGGAACCCUGGACUGUGUGGGCCGCCUCUAGCUGAAUGUUCCUUUGUUCCUUCACCAACACCCUCACCACAAUCGUCAUUACCGUCAUCACCAACAUUGCCACGUCGUGGGAAGAAAGUGGCUACUGGUUUUAUAAUUGCAGCUGCUGUUGGGGGCUUUGCUGUAUUUCUGCUAGCUGCUGUGCUGUUCACUGUGUGCUGUUCAAAGAGGAAGGAGAAGAAAGUAGAGGGAGUGGAUUACAACGGCAAGGGGGUAGAUGGUGCGAGGAUCGAGAAGCAUAAAGAGGAUGUCAGCAGUGGUGUCCAAAUGGCCGAGAAGAACAAGUUGGUUUUCUUGGAGGGAUGCAGUUACAACUUUAACUUGGAAGACUUACUCAGAGCUUCAGCAGAAGUCCUUGGCAAGGGGAGCUAUGGAACCGCCUACAAAGCUUUACUUGAGGAUGGCACUAUUGUGGUCGUUAAGAGGCUGAAAGAUGUUGUAGCAGGGAAGAAAGAAUUUGAGCAGCAGAUGGAGCUCAUUGGGAGGGUAGGCAAACAUGCGAACCUCGUGCCUCUUCGUGCUUACUACUACUCGAAGGAUGAAAAGCUUGUUGUUUAUGAGUAUGUUACUACUGGCAGCUUUUCGGCCAUGUUACACGGUAUUAAGGGUAUUGUUGAGAAGACCCCAUUAGACUGGAAUACCAGAAUGAAGAUUAUACUUGGAACAGCAUACGGAAUUGCUCACAUUCACGCAGAAGGCGGCCCCAAGAUCGCCCAUGGCAAUAUCAAGUCCACCAAUGUCCUCCUCGAUCAAGAUCACAAUACUUAUGUUUCAGACUAUGGGAUGAGCACCCUGAUGAGUCUCCCAAUCAGCACCUCCCGAGUUGUUGCUGGAUACCGUGCUCCGGAGACCUACGAAUCCAGGAAAUUCACCCACAAGUCUGAUGUCUACAGCUUUGGUGUUCUCCUCAUGGAGAUGCUGACCGGCAAAGCCCCACUCCAGUCACAAGGGCAGGAGGACGUCAUUGAUCUACCGAGAUGGGUGCAUUCCGUGGUUCGGGAGGAGUGGACCGCUGAAGUGUUCGAUGUUGCGCUGAUGAAGUACCAUAACAUAGAGGAUGAACUGGUGCAGAUGCUCCAGAUUGCCAUGGCGUGCACAUCACGGUUCCCGGAGCGGCGCCCAACAAUGGCAGAGGUGAUCAGGAUGACCGAGGAGCUCCGGCAAUCCGGUUCAGAGAGCCGCACCUCCUCCAAUGAGUACCUCAAGGAUUCCAGUCCUCCGUCGGCAUAGCGCUGGUGGUCUGUAUGUUCGUUCUCCUCCAAGUUGAAUCCAUGGUUUCUUUAGUGAAUCUGAGAGUUAAUCUCCCCAAUGUAGCUGAAAAGCUCAAGCACUGGCAUGUAUUCCAGGCGCAAGUGCUGCAUCCUUGCAACUGUACCAUCAUUCCAUGCACAAGUUAGUUGGUAGGUGGUUAACCUGUAUCUCUUUUUUUUUUGAACUUCUGUUGAGCUGUAUGCUUAAUACUCCUGCUGCCCACCGUGGUCAUGACCUCGGUAAUUGGUAACCAGAAAUUGUUGCUCUGGUAAAUCUUCUACAUUUUCUUAA
Brachypodium distachyon (stiff brome) is the source of this 4884-nucleotide messenger RNA. Its product is annotated as probable inactive receptor kinase At5g58300. The coding region runs from base 2650 to 4572 and encodes 640 amino acids. Lineage: Eukaryota; Viridiplantae; Streptophyta; Magnoliopsida; Poales; Poaceae. The transcript has 3 exons. Gene Ontology annotation, biological process: protein phosphorylation. Gene Ontology annotation, molecular function: ATP binding; protein kinase activity; protein binding. The record is from RefSeq and is a predicted model, not a curated record.